Musca domestica (house fly) is the source of this 1680-nucleotide messenger RNA. RefSeq names its product 1-acyl-sn-glycerol-3-phosphate acyltransferase alpha (gene Agpat2). Gene Ontology annotation, molecular function: 1-acylglycerol-3-phosphate O-acyltransferase activity. Gene Ontology annotation, biological process: phosphatidic acid biosynthetic process. The record is from RefSeq and is a predicted model, not a curated record. Gene Ontology annotation, cellular component: endoplasmic reticulum; membrane. The coding region runs from base 487 to 1302 and encodes 271 amino acids. Lineage: Eukaryota; Metazoa; Arthropoda; Insecta; Diptera; Muscidae. The transcript has 4 exons.
AAAUGGAAUAAAACAAAUCCAUUGCAACGUCGAUGUGAAAAAAGUCGCUAGACGACAGCUAAUCAAUAUGUGAUUUUCAGAAGUGAAAAAGUGUUAGAAUGGUUUUCGCGAAAAAUACAUCGAUUUAUAAUUUAAUGUUAAUUAACUACAGACUGAGAGGAAUGGGAAGAAAUUAAAUCUUCGUUUCUUCGAAAAUUCGCACAAAUCUUUUUUCUAUCAAUUUUAUCUACGUUGUAACAAACAUAAAUAUAUAUACAAAUAUUUUUAAACCAAAAAAAAAAAAAAUAAAAUAUAAACAUCAAACACAAAAUUAAAAACGCGUCAGAUUUGGAGUUAUAUAAAGAAGAAAAGAUAAGAACCAGAAACGAGAACAAAAGGAGCAGAGGACAAAAAAAAUCCGGAAGCACGUAUCAUCACAUCAUCUUAGGAAAAUAAAUAUACAUACUUUUAUACAUACAUCCUAAAUUAACACUACUGCACAAAAAUAUGGCCUGCGUUUGUGAAAUGAUAGGGCUUGCCUGCUUAGUGGCGCUCUUCAUGAGUUUUUCAAAUAAAGCACCAUAUCAAUUAAAAAUGGCCAUAUUUCUAAUUGGUAAUGGUAUUAUCGUACUUAUUUGUAUACCAUUUAUGAUUUUGAGGCCCCGAGAUUAUAGAAAUGCAUUUGGACCAGCUUGGGGAUGCAGGCAGCUAUGCAAGGCUUUGGGUGUAACGAUGGAAAUAAGAGGUUUGGAAAAUAUUCGCAAAGAGCAUGGCAGUGUAGUAUUAAUGAAUCAUCAAAGUGCUUUGGACUUGUGUGUUCUUGCUUAUCUUUGGCCUGUUAUUGGCCGAGCCACAGUCGUUUCGAAAAAGGAGGUUUUGUAUCUUCCAUUCUUUGGGUUUGGAUCCUGGUUGUGGGGUACUCUCUUUAUAAACAGAUCUCGCAAAACCGAUUCCAUCAAUGCCUUACAAAAGGAAUCGAAAGCCAUCAACGAAAGAAACUGUAAACUUUUGCUAUUCCCCGAGGGAACUCGUAAUUCUAAGGAAACCUUGCUGCCUUUCAAAAAAGGAUCAUUUCAUAUUGCACUCCAAAGUCAAUGUCCAAUUCAGCCAGUAGUCAUCUCCAAAUACUGGUUCUUAAACGGCGAAAAGAAAAUCUUCCGACCAGGCCAUGCCAUUAUCCAUAUUCUGCCCGAAAUUCCUACGGCUGGAUCCAAGAAAGAAGACAUGGAUACAAUAAUAGAAAAAACGCACAACGUCAUGCAAGCCGAGUACACAAAACUCAGUCAAGAGGCAAAAGCUCUCAACACAAAGAAACACGUUUAGCCUGUUUGUAUUUCGGAACGCUUAAAUGUGCUCUAUAGUUGUAUCUCAGGUAUUGCACGAUAUGGUAUAUGGUAUAUGGUAUGGUACAUUUCGAUAUUUACAAAAACAGGCAUUAUGGCGGAAAUUAGGUUUUUGAAAAUAAAUUUAGUAUUCAUUUGGACUUAUUCCUACAGCUUGAAGAUCAAAAUGAGAAGACAACUGAAACCCAACAUCUUGUGUGUAGAAACAUUAUUUUCUUAUUAGAUUAUUACUUAGGUAUUGUACUUUCUAAAUGUAUGAAAUUUACAUAAACAAUAUAUAGUCAAAUUAACAAAUUGUAUAAGAAUGCAACAAAAAAAUGAAAUUAAAAUAAAAAAAUGUGUUAAAAUACAACAACAA